GGCAAUUUGAACUUUGGAGAUCACCAGAAUUGUUUCUUUGGCGUCUUCUUUGUUGCUCUCCAACUACCUCAAACUCUCCAAAUCAUGUUCACUGGCAUUGUUGAAACCAUGGGGACGAUCGCAGAGAUUGUCCCAAUGGAUACCACCUCGUCUGGUGGAGGUGGUUUCUCCAUGACCAUUGGUAAUGCCGAUGUGGUCCUCUCAGACGUGCAUAUCGGCGACAGCAUUGCGGUGAACGGUGUAUGUCUGACGGUCACAGAGUACAAUGACGCUAGGACUUCAUUCAAAGUAGGCAUUGCGCCAGAGACCAUACGGAAGACCAAUUUUGGCGAUCUGAAGACUGGGGAGAAGGUCAACCUUGAGAGAGCAAUGUUGGCGAGUACCCGGUUCGGUGGACACUUUGUUCAGGGGCACGUUGACACAACAGUGCGAAUACAUUCCAUAACACCUGACCCGCCAAACUCACUCAUAAUGCGGUUUACCGUACCCAAACCAUCUGAAACUGGCAACAUCGAUUAUCUGCGGUACAUCAUACCGAAGGGUUUUAUCUCGCUGGACGGGACAUCGCUAACAGUCGUCGACGUUGACAAUGCCGAUCGCACGUUUUCUGUAAUGUUGAUUGCGCAUACGCAACAACAUGUCAUACUCCCUCAAAAGAAACCUGGUGAGAAGGUGAAUGUGGAGGUAGAUCAAGUCGGCAAAUAUGUCGAGAAAGUGGCGGUGGGAAUGCUUCAAGGGAAUGGGGAAGGAGACAGCGUCUUCUCUGAGAUGAUAAAGAAAAUAGUAGACGACCGCGUUAAACAACUACUCUCUGCGACGCAAUAGUGGUUGUAUGCAUCAUUACUACGGGAAUGCGUAUCUAUUUUACGAACGCCUAUGUGAUAAGAUAUUCAUACUUUUGCUAUCAUACAUUCAACUUGUUACAUCAAAAUCUCAUUGUGCUGGCUUG
Spizellomyces punctatus DAOM BR117 is the source of this 949-nucleotide messenger RNA. Its product is annotated as riboflavin synthase, alpha subunit. Bases 85 to 825 code for a protein of 246 amino acids. Gene Ontology annotation, molecular function: riboflavin synthase activity. The record is from RefSeq and is a predicted model, not a curated record. NCBI's taxonomy places the organism in Eukaryota, Fungi, Chytridiomycota, Chytridiomycetes, Spizellomycetales, Spizellomycetaceae. The transcript is spliced from 4 exons. Gene Ontology annotation, biological process: riboflavin biosynthetic process.